AUGGGUUCGUGUUUAUCUUGCAGAUCAUCAUCAUCAGAAUUAGAAUUCAAAGCCGUCCGAGUGGUUCACCUGAACGGCUACGUAGAAGAUUUUGAGCACCCGGUUUCGGUCAGCUACGUCACCGGAAAGCCCACCAAGUACUUCGUCUGCACGCCGGCCCAGCUCCUCUCUUGCGGGACCAAGCCCAUGAGGCCCGAGACGCUACUCGAACGGGGCAAACUCUAUUUCCUACUUCCUUACUCGGCCUUACAAGCGGACGUUUCGCCUUUGGACUUGGCUUCAAUUGCGAGAAAGCUCACUGCUCUGGCCAAAACCGUAAGGCGCAAGCCCAACAAGUCUCCGGGCCGGUUUAGUCCCUCUCCGGCCCAAUAUGGAGGGUCCAGCCCGGAUACGACGUCGAUCGGUGUGCAAAGGGCGGUGAGAGAGCGGCCGUGGAAGCCUAUUUUGGACACAAUUAGAGAGAGGUCCUUUACUCGGCGGAGCGAGUCGGAGUUACAAUUACAAGAAAACCAAAUUGAGGCCUUGAGAGUUGCGUGA
Messenger RNA from Morus notabilis, 537 nucleotides. RefSeq lists its product as uncharacterized. The record is from RefSeq and is a predicted model, not a curated record. The transcript is spliced from 2 exons. The coding region runs from base 1 to 537 and encodes 178 amino acids. NCBI's taxonomy places the organism in Eukaryota, Viridiplantae, Streptophyta, Magnoliopsida, Rosales, Moraceae.